Molecule: messenger RNA, 1989 nt
Organism: Triticum turgidum subsp. durum (durum wheat)
Lineage: Eukaryota; Viridiplantae; Streptophyta; Magnoliopsida; Poales; Poaceae
Source: the annotation of a GenBank genome assembly
AUGCCUCUCCCAAAUCAACAGCCGGCGGCGGCGGCGGCGGCGGCGAUCGAGCACAUCUAUAAGCCGGAGGACACUUCAAGGUUCGAGCCACGGCUCAAGGUUGUAAAUCGGGAGAAAUCGGAGCUUCUCCAUAAGAUCCGCGACUCGUAUGAUCGUGCCCGCGAGCGGCUCGCCAAGGCGACGGCAUUCAAAGAGGAGAUCUUCCUCGGCGCCGGCCUCUCCUUUGGCCUUCUCGAUCCGACCACCAACAUCAUCUACAACACCCUCGUCGCCUCCAACCUCUGCGACGAGAAAAUCCAGGGUGUUCAGGACGGGAACAUAGCCGAGCGCUCCCUGGACGGCCUUGUCGCCUUCCUCACCUUCUUCUUCCGCUACCUCGCAAACUGGGAAGCCGUGCGCUACCUGCUCCUCGCCGAUGCGGACCUCGUCUACGCGAUGCGCCUCGUUGUGCAUGACCGGUGUAUCUCUCCCUUCAACUUGAACUCUGAUACCAGCAAGUCCGACGUACGCACUGCCCUCAUGUGCGCUGCGCUGGCCUCUAAGCACAUGGAUCCCCACCACCUCGUCCACACCUGGCUGUCGCCGAUUCGCCCUCUGCAAGAAGCCGUCCAGGUGAUCAACAAUGACAUCAAUAAAUUCAGCUGUGACCCGCUGCAUCAUGCUUGCUGGGGCCCUGUCAUGCAAAUGCAACCCCUUGAUUUCGCUUGGAAGCGCGCAUUUGAUCUCCCUCGGUUGCCAUCCACCACCGUGCAGUAUCGUCCUUAUCAGUCCAUGAAGUUUGUUCUCCUCGGGCUAAUCCACACCUUCUACCUGAAUGCACUUGCCCUCCUCCCGGCCGGUGAGCUCCGGUCUUGCUACCACCACAGCAUGCUCAAGGCUGGCCACUGCUAUGGCCCCUUCGACCCUGUCUCCAACAUCAUCAUCAACACUAUCUGGUAUAACACCGUCUCCCCGCCGAGCCAAAAACUUGAGCUUGAUAUGAUCAGUACCAUGAGUCUGUUACGCAUUGAGGCUCGCUCCUUCUAUGGCCUUGUUUCUUUCCUCUGCACUUCGGGCAAGAAACUCUAUGAAGCCAUGCGCUUCUUGCUCAUUUCUGAUUGCACUUUGGGAAAGACUCAGCCCUUUUCGAACCCUUUGUCUGACUUUGGGGAUGAAAACAAAAAAUUUCAUGCCUUCAGGGCUGCCGGUGUGGCUGCUUGGCACCCCGACCCUGUCGCGCAAGCAGAAUUUAUUUCCAAACGCAGUCAUACAUUAAUCCGUCAUAAGAUUAAUGCUCCACUCGACUCUGCUGAUGUUGACCGCAUCACCAGAAAGAUGUUUCAAGGACCUCCCACCCCUGGCAACUCACUGCAGCAUCAAUCCGAUCCCAUGCCCAAGCUAUAUAAAAUUCCGGAUGAGCAUACAAGAGUCUCUAAGAAAGUCAAAGCAGCGCUGGCCUCAUAUGCACUGGAGAACAGAGAAUCCACGUAUGAUCUUCAUGUUAUUUGUGGCGUCAACCAUAAUGUGUCUGGCCCUGAGUACUGUAUGGAUGUUGACAAACCCAUUUUCAUAUAUCAUCACAUUCAUGUUAAUUUUCUGGCAAGUCAAGGAGGUGGAGAUCCAAAACUCUUCUUCGCUGAACUUAGCAAUGACGAUGCAGAGGACGGAGGUCGGAAGGUCUUGUGUUGUCCUGUGAAUUUUCCCAAACCACGCCAAGAACAAAUCCGCUGCAUGUACUGUGAUUAUGAAGGGACUAAAAUUGUGCACCCGGCUAUGGAGGAAUUCCAAUUUAGAGGUCACGACCCAGAGUUUCAGAACAUGGCCUGUGGUAUAGAUCCCUACGAAGACGAACCGUGUCCAGAUGGUGUUAUGCAGUUCUACACAAACUAUAGAAUCAUCAGCAUCUCGUGCGGGGCAUUAGAUAAUGUGGGAGCAGUGGACGAUGACUCUGAUGACGGCACUGAUGAGGAAGAUGACAGCGAUUAUAUUAGCGAAUCUGAAUCUGAGUAA